AUGAUCAACGCAGUUCUGGUCUUCAACGGCCAGGGCCAGCCUAGGCUGACCAAGUUCUAUACUCAGCUGGAAACAAGCAUCCAGCAGAGACUGAUCUCGGAGAUCUUCACUCUCGUCUCGAACCGAGCAGAUGGUGCCUGCAACUUCCUCCCUUUACCCCCACUCCUCGCCGCAUCAGGGACCUCCCAAUCCGCCUCAGAGCCUCACAACGACGUGCCCUCGCUCGUGACGUACCGGCACUACGCAACGCUAUACUUCAUCGUGAUAUCGACCUCGACAGAAUCGCCUCUGGCCCUACUCGACCUAAUCCAAGUGUACGUGGAGUCGCUAGACAAGCUGUUCGAGAACGUGUGCGAGCUGGACCUGAUCUUCAACUUCGAGACCCUGCAUGCGGCACUCAGCGAGAUGAUAGUUGGUGGCGUCGUCAUCGAAACGAAUCUCGACCGCAUUGUCUCUGGUGUGCGCGCCCAGGGCACCGUUGCGAAGAGACCCGUCAACGAGGCUAGGGGUUCCGGGUUGGCCGGCGGUCUGGGCAUGGGUGGUAACUUCGUCUGGCCUAGUCGGUGA
This is a messenger RNA of Annulohypoxylon maeteangense, 567 nucleotides long. Its product is annotated as AP complex, mu/sigma subunit. Lineage: Eukaryota; Fungi; Ascomycota; Sordariomycetes; Xylariales; Hypoxylaceae. Gene Ontology annotation, cellular component: intracellular membrane-bounded organelle. Gene Ontology annotation, biological process: protein transport; vesicle-mediated transport. The record is from RefSeq and is a predicted model, not a curated record. The coding region runs from base 1 to 567 and encodes 188 amino acids. The transcript has 2 exons.